Messenger RNA from Catharus ustulatus (Swainson's thrush), 11007 nucleotides. It is a transcript of the gene MKLN1, whose product is annotated as muskelin 1. Gene Ontology annotation, cellular component: cytoplasm. Gene Ontology annotation, molecular function: protein binding. The record is from RefSeq and is a predicted model, not a curated record. Lineage: Eukaryota; Metazoa; Chordata; Aves; Passeriformes; Turdidae. Bases 18 to 2222 code for a protein of 734 amino acids. The transcript has 18 exons.
CCGCUGCUGACAACAAGAUGGCGGCGGCGGCGGGUCCGGCGGGCGCUGAGAGCCGCGUGUUGGGCUAUAGCCUGCACCGCUGGAGCAGCUUCUCCUCCACCUACCUGCCCGAGAAUAUCUUGGUGGAUAGGCCAAAUGAUCAAUCCUCAAGAUGGUCUUCAGAAAGCAAUUAUCCUCCCCAGUAUUUGAUUCUGAAGCUUGAAAGACCUGCCAUAGUCCAGAGCAUCACAUUUGGCAAAUAUGAGAAAACGCAUGUCUGCAAUUUAAAGAAGUUCAAAGUCUUUGGUGGGAUGAAUGAGGAGAAUAUGACAGAUCUCUUAUCCAGUGGCUUAAAGAAUGAUUAUAACAAAGAAACAUUCACCUUGAAGCAUAAAAUUGAUGAACAGAUGUUCCCCUGUCGAUUCAUUAAGAUAGUUCCACUCUUAUCAUGGGGACCUAGCUUCAAUUUUAGUAUCUGGUAUGUUGAACUAAAUGGCAUUGAUGAUCCAGAUGUGGUCCAGCCGUGCCUCAACUGGUACAGCAAGUACCGUGAACAGGAAGCCAUUCGCCUUUGCCUAAAGCAUUUCCGGCAGCACAACUACACCGAGGCGUUCGAGUCGCUGCAGAAGAAAACCAAGAUUGCCCUGGAGCACCCCAUGCUGACAGACCUGCAUGACAAGCUGGUGUUGAAGGGGGACUUCGAUGCUUGUGAAGAACUGAUAGAAAAAGCUGUGAAUGAUGGCUUGUUCAAUCAGUAUAUCAGUCAGCAAGAGUACAAACCUCGCUGGGGGCAGAUUAUUCCCAAAAGCACCAAAGGUGAUGGGGAAGACAGUCGGCCAGGGAUGAGAGGUGGCCAUCAGAUGGUUAUAGAUGUGCAGACAGAAACUGUUUAUUUGUUUGGUGGCUGGGAUGGAACUCAGGAUCUGGCUGACUUCUGGGCAUACAGUGUGAAGGAAAACCAGUGGACCUGUAUAUCCAGGGAUACAGAGAAAGAGAGUGGUCCCAGUGCCAGGUCCUGUCACAAGAUGUGCAUUGACAUCCAGAGGCGGCAGAUCUACACCCUGGGGCGGUACCUGGAUUCCUCUGUGAGGAACAGCAAAUCCCUGAAAAGCGACUUCUACCGCUACGACAUCGACACCAACACCUGGAUGUUACUGAGCGAGGACACUGCAGCAGAUGGAGGCCCCAAGCUGGUGUUUGAUCAUCAGAUGUGCAUGGAUUCUGAAAAACACAUGAUCUACACUUUUGGAGGCCGAAUUCUGACCUGCAAUGGCAGUGUGGACGACAGCAGAGCCAGUGAACCCCAGUUCAGUGGCUUGUUUGCUUUUGACUGCCAGUGCCAGACGUGGAAACUUCUGAGGGAGGAUUCCUGCAACGCCGGACCCGAGGAUAUCCAGUCCCGGAUAGGACACUGCAUGUUGUUCCAUUCUAAAAACCGCUGCUUAUACGUAUUUGGUGGCCAGAGAUCAAAGACUUACUUGAAUGACUUCUUCAGUUAUGAUGUGGACAGUGACCACGUGGACAUCAUCUCAGAUGGCACAAAGAAGGAUUCAGGGAUGGUUCCAAUGACAGGCUUCACUCAAAGAGCCACCAUUGAUCCUGAGCUGAAUGAAAUCCACGUCCUGUCAGGGCUCAGUAAGGACAAGGAGAAGCGGGAGGAGAACGUAAGGAAUUCCUUCUGGAUUUAUGACAUUGUGAGGAACAGCUGGUCUUGUGUCUAUAAGAAUGACCAAGCAGCAAAAGAAAAUCCAGGUAAAAGCCUUCAGGAAGAGGAGCCCUGCCCAAGGUUUGCCCAUCAGCUGGUUUAUGAUGAGUUGCACAAGGUUCAUUACUUAUUUGGAGGGAAUCCUGGUAAAUCCUGCUCUCCAAAGAUGAGAUUAGAUGAUUUCUGGUCUCUCAAGCUCUGUCGACCUUCAAAGGAAUACCUGCUAAGACACUGCAAAUACCUCAUCAGAAAGCACAGGUUUGAAGAGAAAGCUCAGACUGACCCUCUCAGUGCACUGAAGUACCUGCAGAAUGAUUUAUAUGUAACUGUGGAUCACUCGGACCCUGAGGAGACAAAGGAGUUUCAGCUUCUUGCCUCAGCAUUAUUUAAGUCUGGCUCGGAUUUCACGACUCUUGGAUUUUCAGACGUUGACCACACGUAUGCCCAGAGAACUCAGCUGUUUGACACGUUAGUCAACUUCUUCCCAGACAACAUGACCCCUCCUAAAGGCAACCUGGUGGACCUCAUCACGCUGUAACAGAGCAAUCACUGGACACAUGGAAGAGGGGAAAAGCAUCCAUUUUCAGUAUUUUAAUUUUUUUACUGCAUUGAUUGACUGCUGGGAUGAAGUUAAUAUAGUAACCCCUAGGUGUUUGAAAGGGGUUUUAUACUUGUAUGGUGAAUCCCUGGAGCUUUUCCCUUGGAGUAGGUUAAUAAAAUGUAACUGACGUACUUCUGACUAAAUAUAUAUAUUUUUUCUGACUUUGGAUUUUGAGUUAGCAAAUGUAAGAUGAAAAGGUGGGGAAAAAAGAAAAAGAAAUAAAACCCAGUCAUGCAGUGAUCUUUUUGCCUAUGGGGGAAAAUUUGAAAUUUGUGAGUUGUCUGGGAUUAAAGAUGAUGGGUUUUAUUUUGCAUUUCCUGAGGAAGAGGGGGAAGAGGUUUUUCUUUCCUCGUUUGUAGCUAGUCAUGAUGUAAUGCUUUCUCCUACAACUCCAUCCUCAGCAGCUGCAUAACUUGGUGGCAGGACACUGGCACGUGUUGAGGUGAUGUAAUUGUGUCCUGAGUCUUGUACUCACGGUGUGUCACGGGAAGGCGAGCGUGAGUUCCGAACCGUCUGUCUCCCCUUCCCAGAGAUGUGCUGACAGUCGUGUCUAAUUGCUUCUGAGACUCCAUCUAAACUGACUUCUGCAUCCCUGUCUCCUGUUCUCUGGAGCCUUCCACUUAAACCUGGCAGGCAAGAGGGAACCUGGGAGAUCCAGCUGGAAAAUGGGAGUGCGGUCGCUGCCCGCACGGGCCCCUUGUCAGGGAUCGAUCUCUUUGCUGCUGUGCUCAUCCACUGAGAAACCCUGUGGGUCCUCAGUGAGCCUGGCAGAACUGGGUCUUCCACCACACACACCCCUGCAACCUGACCCCGGGUUGGGUGUAGGAUUUCUGAAGCAGAUUGUCUUCAUUUCCAUGUGCUUCUGUGUGUGUUUGUCCACGUGUAUGCGUACAGGGCAGCUUGUCUCCUUCCCCUGUAGUGCAGCUCCCUUGUCAAUGCAUUUUAGACCUAGAUCUGAAUGUCAGGGAGGCCUUCUUAGCAUAAAUCUUUGAAAAUGAGCUGAUACGUAUGUAUAGAAAAUGUAUUCUUCCUUUUGCUGAAAGCCUUUUUAUAAACACUCUAAGGGCUUGGUGCUGCACUGUGAGGUGGAAUGAAGGACAUGCAUACCCAGCAUUAGAAACUCUGCAUUCAGUACACACUGGCAGAUGUAAAUAUUUAUAUGAAACUGCAAAACUUUCUGUCCAGCAGUGUUCAUGCCAGUCAGGUAUUGUUGCUGCACCUGCUGGGGCUCCUGUUGAACUUGGUGGAAGUCCUGUGUGUGCAAAGAUGAUUUGGACUCUUGAAAUAAAGAGUUAGUCAAGUGUCUUUUUCAGAGCUCGAGUGUCUGCUUGCUUUGAUUGUAUUGCCUCUUUAUCAUGUUCUUUGUGUGACUUUUGUAGUCCUGGUGCAUUAGAAAUAAAUUUCAAAACCUCAUACUAGUGUUUAAUCACUUAGAAAGGAACAGUAUGUCAGAGGCCAGGCUUGUCUUCAGGGAGGACUGUACAAAUGAAGUGUUUUUAACCUGUCACUUGAGACUGUUCAGACACUGUUCACUUCAGUGGAUGGCAAAUCAGAUGUCUGCAGAAGAAUCCACUCAGUCUGGGAAAUGAAAUCUGAUGAAAUUGUUUCUUUGGAACGUGGCAGGUUUUUUUCCUAUUCACAUGGAAAGUUUUACAUCACUGCUGGGCUUUGUGGUGUGCUACCUGUGCUGAGCCUUUGUUAACUUAGAGUUUGUACAGUACAAAUGUAGAUACUGGGGGAAUAUUCCAGCUGAGCUGUUGCUUCCGUUGAGAUCGAAAUGAGCACUUUUAAUGCUAUCACCCAAAAUUCUGCAACAUUUUAGUACUUAAAUUUAGUGCUGCUGUGCUCCUUUAUCACUUGAUCUCGUUGCUUGUGUAUCCUCAGCUUCAGUCAGAUGAUUAAAUAGUCUUUGUGACAGUUCUCUAAUUAACCAGGCUCUUCACAAACCGUUGUGUGUCCACCUUGGAUGCCUAAAAUAACCCCAAAGAUCCACCUUGGUGGAGAAGCCCUGGUGAGCAGGCAGGGGAGAAGUUCAGGAAGGCCCAGAGCUGUGAAUGGUGUUGCUGGUGAGCAGUGCAUCGUGUCAGGUCUGAUUUGUGUGACAGGAAUUCGAUCCAAACCCGUUGUCCUCCGUGCUGGGGGCGCGUGUGGAGCCCGGCAGCCUCGGCUCUGUGUUUUGUAGCCUCGUGCAAAUCGAUGAUUUGUUGGAGCGAGGGGAAGGUUGCUUCUGCAGGACUGACAGUCCCAGCUAACGAGAGCACUUCAGGAUGAUCAAAUAUUGACCUGCCUUUGUCCCGAGCAGAUCGAUGCUGCUCGCACCAGCACGGUUCAUGGCUUGCAGCUGGUGAUUAACCAGCAGAAACUUCACUCAGCUCUGCAGUAUUUGUUGAGCAGCAGAGGCACCGUGUGGCCAGAGAGGUUAAUCCAAAGGGAAAGCUUCUUGUGGCUUUGCCAAGGGUCUUUCCUUCUUUUUGUCCUUAGGGCUAGGAGUCAAAUGUUCUCUCUUUGCAUUAGUGUGUGCUACGUUACCUGCUUUAAAUUCUAACCAAAAAUUCUGAGCAGUGAAGUAUAAAUUUCCUUUUAAAAUUGACCACUUGUUGUCAGGCAGUGACACAGGUAGUUUGAAUUUCAUUGCAUGCUGAUCUUUAAAGACACUGGUGAUAUGCCAGGAAAGCAUCUGAGGUGCUCAUUACAGAAAGCCCGAAAUAAAAACAGUAAAGAAACCCACUGGAUCUGAAAACAGCCACCUGAAAACAUUUCACAGCCCAGUGCAUGCGAGGUUAUAAAUAUCUGAGCUGUGCGUGAGAAGUCUUUGAACCUCACCAUCAUUGCUUGCUGGCUGUGUCUGAGGCUGCUCUUUAGCUUAGACAAGACAAACAUAUUCUAUUUGCCUUUACUUCAGAUUAUAAGGUGACUUUGUGUAUGAACUUGACACCACAUAAUCUUUGCACUACAGUGAGUAAUUCUAUCUGUAAAUUCUGUGUUAACUUGUAAAUAAGGUAUUGCAAAGGAAAGCGUCAUUCCUUGACAGAGAGGGACUCAUUCAUCAUGUUUUGGGUCUUUAAAGCCAAAGUUGCAAAGUUCUGGUAUGUCUUUAAAAGCUAGAGGAAGUCAGGGUGGGGUAAACUUGAUACAGACAUCCAGACUUCACUCUUGUUUUAGCUUUUUUGAAAAUGUCCUUUGAAAUCCCUGUGUUUGGUUCUUCACUGACUCUGGCCCUUACAACACCCUUUAGAGGAUCAUCUCCUUGGAAAAGAAAUUAUUCUUUGUUAUUCCUGUCAAGUGAUGCAUUUUCUUAGAGAAAUAAGGCCCUUCAGAAUUAAUUUUUUUGGUCACUUGGAUUAGGUAGAAUUAAGUGAGUUUGUUAAUGUUUGUCUUACACAACCCCUCAUAGUAGUCACAAGAUAGAAGUUGUUAAGAAUUCUCCCAAAAUGAUUUCUCCAAGCAUGUUCUGCUCUUGCAGUGUGACCCAAAAAUGUUGUCAUGUGGCAGAAGGACUUUGUUACAUGUUGUUAAAUGAGAUUAUAACCACUUCAGCCACCUUUUUGCCUCUUUUCUUUUGAGGAUCCCAUUAGUUAGUAUUGGUCCUGGGAAGGCCUGAAGGGUGAUGCAAAAUGUUCAUUGAAAUUAAUUGUAGUUGGUAUCCUCUUGCUCUUUUAAAGAUAUUUGUGAUGUGUUUAUUCUUUAUCUCUUCCUUUUGCUGAGCAUAAUGAGGAAGGAGAAUUUUCUUUUGGAAAAGUUCAGUUUGCCCUUUCCCUGGGUGGCAUCUUGCAUGGGUAGUUAAGGUAGUUGUGUAAAUAAACCUCUGGAAUUGGUUUUUGUUUGCCUGGGAUGGCUCUGGGUGUACACAGGUACACCCUGGCUCAGGGAUCAGGCUGGAGCUUCCUACCAGAAUUUCAGUUAACAAAAUCUUAUUUUGGAAAAUCAGUCUGGGAACAGCCAGUUGGAAAAGUUUUUCCAGGGCAUUGUCUUGUGCAGUGGCAACUGGAGUGAAAUUAAAAAUUUUCCUAAAGAGCAUAGAAAAGCUUCCCUUUGUGGAGCAACAAAGUUAAAUGAAAUUGCUGAAACUUUUUGAUCAUUGUUUAUAAUAACCCAGCCUAAAAACUGAAUGAUUUAAUAACAGUUUGAAGAUUGAGGAGUCAGUAAGCAAAUUAACUGGACCCACCUAUGACAGGAGGUGUGGGCUGGUGGCCAGAGAUUGCCACAGCUCAUCUGUGUGUGUCUUAAAUUGGCAGCCACGAGUGUCCAGGGCUCCAUGAGCUGUUCCUUCUUCCAGAAGAAACUCCUUCCAAAGCCGAGUAAUGACUCUGGAAGAGUGUUUUCCAUAGGGCUUUGUGGAACAGCUGUUUGCUGAACCAUUUUCCUGAUGUGUGCAGAUUUUUUAAAGGGAGUUUUCUCUGUCCCAAAGUUUUGUGCUGACCUGGCCCUGCUGUGCCAACCUGCCCUGGUGAGUGGUGGAUUCAGAGCAGAAUCCUGAGGAAUGCUUCAAACUUGUUUGCUGCUCUUACUGUGAGAAAGAUGAGCAUUCAUGCUGCUUGUGUCAAAUGCAGGAGGGUGGUAGGUACCUGUAGCACAAAUACUAUCAGCUCUCUUGUUGCCUCCUGCAUUUCAGAAUCGAGAAAUAAAUGCUUUUGUAGAGCUUAUUGAGUGAAUUUUAAGUUUGAAUAAUUUGUACAACCUCCCUCUCUGCACAGACAGUAAUUCUGCUGAUGUAAUGCUGUGCCACUUUUGGGGAAAAUGGCAGAAAAUUAGUAGAUAGGUUUCCAUUCGGUCCCUUUGUUUUUAAAAGUGGAAAAAAUGUCUUGUGAAACCUUGAGUCCCCGUGUAUGCUUUGAAUUUUAGCUUAUUAGUUGGCUCAGAGUUAAGGAAUGUUUUGGCUAUUGUCAAGUGAAGUCCUGACAGUAAAAGCAGUUCAUGUAUGUCUCUGGAAGUGCUUGUGUUGUUUUAUAGCUGUACUUAUUACAGAAACAGAGGUGGACCCAGUUGAAAAAUUAAAAUUAUUGGUGUUUUGAUUUAGGGGGAAGAUUAUAGAAACUCUGAGCUUGGCCUAUUUUAAUAAGUACAUGUGUUAAUUUGGAGAUGGGUCUUAUUUUGUGAGAGGAGAGUUUAAGGACAACUAUAUGACUUGUUCUUGCUAUAGAUUGCUAGUAAUAUAUAAGCUGUAAAUACUGUUGAAAUGUAAAUGUGCUGUCAGAAGCUUGUUAGUGUAUCUAAAUGCCUGUGGGAAUGGGAGACCAAAUCAUACCCUGUCAUGGAAAAGGUUAUACUGGAGAUUAUUCAAGUUCUGGUAAUGGCUUAUAGGCAAAAUCCCUCUUCUCCUGAAAGCUUUUAGUAUAAUGAAAAGUUGGAGUGGAGAAAGUAGGUUAACUGUACUGGAACCAGGAUAAGAGUCCAUGGCUCAGUGCUUGGAUAAAUUGACUCCAGAUGCUUUUGUCUGUGGGCAAUGGAUCCAAACGUGGUUUUGGAGUGGAAGCCAGUUAAUGACCUGCUUAUUGCUGCUGGAGAGUCCUGCAGGAGAGCCUCACAGGGAUGCCAGCAGGUAUCCCUGCAGCAUUCCUGGCAGAGGUCACAGAGCUGGCUGCAGUGUGGGAUUAUCCACGUGUGCUUUGGUUAUAUCUGAGCUGAGGAGGAGGAUGCAGUGGCUGUGUGGGUGUGUGUAAUUCCAGCUGUGUGGCUGAGGUGUGGAGCUCUGCAGGGCACACAUCCUGAGGAUAACACACUGCUGCUGUCUGCUUGGCCUUCAUGGACUCAGUUUGAUAGGGGUGAACUCAAAUUCCUGUUUCCAGUGGAGCUGCUGUCAGUGCAUCACCUCAGUACUCUGAAAUCUCAAUUUAUGCUUGGUGCAGACACAGCUCCACGUUGCCUUGGCUUCCAGCUGUUUGCUCUAAGUCAGCACAGCUUUUACCAAUGACCUGGAGAGUGUGAGUGCUGUCAGAACUCACUCCACUGUUCAGCUCCAGCAGUUCAUUCCUGGAAACAGGGAUGUGAGUGAACAGCUCAAAACUGGCUCUGUCAGGCUAGAAUUUUGGGUUUGCUACUAAUUUGGAAGGAAAGUCUUAUCACUGGGUGGUGUGAUGGUUAAAGCAUGACCCUUUGGUUAUUCCCCCAUUUAUUCUGAAUUUUCUUUCCCUGUGAGGCUGAUCACUGCUAUUAAAAUGCAUCAGACUUCCCUGAGUUUAGUAGGUACCUGUGGAGGAAUUAAAUGUUAGAGCUCCGUAGUGGUUAUUGAGGCAUCAGUUUCCCCACAUCAUACUCCAGUUGCUUCUUUUGCAGAGCUCCUUCUGCUGCCUCUGAGAGAGUCAGGAAACAUCCUUGUGAUUUACAUUGUUCUUUCCAGGGCUGUUUCUCAUCCUGGGUAAGGACAGGGAAGCGUGGGAGAUGAUUUCCCACUGCAGCACACAAUUAUUUACUUGUGCCCUUCCAUGGCCUCACAUUCAGUGCUGUGAUACUCCUUCCCUCCCAUCUCAGGGUUUAUUUUGUGUCACCCCAAGAAGAAAAAGGUGAUAAUACCAACCCUCAAGUUGUCCUAGGUUCCUACACCUGCUCUAAUUGUCCCAAAACUUUUACAGAUAUUGGAGUUUUGGUUUAUUUCUGCAGCAUAAGGCAGAGGGAGUGAGAAGAGAAAUAGUCUUGGGGUUAAUGCAGGGAUGCUGAUGUGAAUAGGUGUGGAAGGUGUGGUCUGUCUUUGUGGAAGGGCUUUGAAGAACUCUCCCAACAGCAGCUUUGCUGUUCAGAGCUGAUUUUACAAUGUCAGCUAGAUUCUCUGGCUCUUCUUCAGAGAGAAGUGAUGCAAUAUCAGGAUCUUCUAGUCCUGGAGCUUCACCUCAAGCUUUGUCCCCCUUCCACCCCAGACACCAGAGAGAAUAAUACCAAUUCUAUUCUCUCCACAGCAAUUCUGAGGAAGCCAGCUGGGUUUAACCCUGCUCAAACAGACCAGAGGUGAUGCAGCACCACUGGCUUUUGGAUCAGGGCUGGCUGCCUUCAGGGAUUGUUAAAACCUAAAAGCAUUCUGAGCUUUCUGAUGAAAGCUGCCAGUCAGAGUAAAGGAGAUUAGGUGCUUUUUAAUUAAUUUGGUGGUGGGGAGGCUGGACCACAACAGUGGCUCCAGUGGUUGCAGUCAUCUCCACAUCCCAAAUAGCAGUGGAUAGGUUUUACUCCCCAGUGACAGGAAAAUAAACUUUAAAUAUCCUGACUUAGUAACCAAGGGAUUCAAUCAAUUACUCAGUGUUUCACUAAAUAGAGAAGUGCUGCAAUGUGUGAACAGGGUCUGUUCAUUAAAAAACCACAUUGAGGCUUAAUUUUUUGAUUUUUUUUUUUGAGGUUUUGUCAAAAACUCAACUCUUAAAAGGGGAAAAUGGAAGAGAACUAGUGUGCUGCUGACUUGUUUCCUCUCCUUUCUGCUGUGGUCAUCAGGAAUGCAAACUAACAGUGGAGGGUGAAUAUUGCCUUCAUCUUCCCCUCCUCAUUCCUGUCCCUCCCGUUGAUGUUUUGAUGUGCAAAACACUCUUCACUUCAGAAGCUGCUGUGCAGGGUAGUGGAAAGGAAAACAAACCCCUCGUUAUUAGUAGCAUUGCCAUUUGCUUAAGCUGUAUUUUCUGCUGUGUCUUCCAGCACUCCCUCCUCCACAGCAGGAAAUGAGGGGGUGCUGAGGAGACCACAAGCCAGGGAAAAGAGCUUAAUUAUACAAACAAAUGUGUUCGUGGGAGCCUUGCAAAUUGGAGGCCCUGAACCACAGAGACCACUUUGCUGAGGGACAGAAAUUGGAAGUCUGUGGGCUCAUUCCCAGUUAAUUGGAGGUGACAUUCCCAUCCUGUGGGCUGCUGGUGUUGUACAUGUUGUGCAUGCAGAUGCUGAGGUGCAGCAGGUCUCGUUUUGGGAGUAUUGAGCCUCGUUAAAUGUCUGCUCUGUGAAAGUGCUGCAGCUGCCCCUCUUAGAGGAGUUGUGGCACUGACAGGACCUGGGGGUCAAACACCAGUGAGCUGGCUGGGCACUUCACCUGAAUGGGGUGGGAGAUUGAGCUCUUUGUUGAGCUGUAGCCUCUGCUGUGAUGGUAUCACUGUAGUGUGUGAUGGUUUGUUUGUCUGGACCUUCAGUGUUCAUUAUCUUGUCCUCUGCACCCCAGUGUGGUCCCCAAAAGCUGGUUCUCCCUCCCUAAUGAUGGAGGUGUGAGUGUCCACCCCCUGUCCACGAUUUGGCCUCUCUGUUCUGUUUUGACACCCAGCUUGGAGCGUUUGCACCUCCCCAGCAAUCCUGCAGGCUCUGGUGUCCGUUUGGAUUCCCUUUGGUGUCUGUCCUGCAGCUGUUGUCUGGGACACCUGAGCACAGGAGAGCUGAGCUGAGAGGUGUGGACAGCCCUGGGCUGGAAAGAAGCAUCUGUGGGGUGAUGAAAGCUGUGAACUGCUCAUGUGUUUUAAUAGGCAGGUCAAAUAUUGACUGCUCCUGUGCUGAGCCUGUGGUGGUUACAGGCAUCUUCCCUGGACUCUGGUGAUUCCCUUUCCCAUUCUUUUCUUUGUGGAUGAUCUUUGUUCAGCCUGGAGUGUUAAUUUUCUUCCUUGGCAUAAAUCAUCUUUGAUGAUUUCUGGGUUGGUGUGUGAGCCCCAUGCUGUACAUAAAUGAAUGAGUGACACGAGGAAUAUCUACAAAUGUAGUUAUGUUGUAUGUAAUGUACAUAAGGAGAGAAUGUAUUUUGUUCAUUUUUUUCUUAAUAAAAAUGUAUAUGCUA